AUGUUCAAGGCAGCUCGCGACUCGACUCCAGAUUCUUCGCCACCCUGCUCCUCGAACACCUGUGGUGCUGCUGGUGAUGAAGCUUGUCCACCUCAAUCAAGUGGGACUUGGUUGACCAUCGAGCCACCUGGCGGUGCUGAGAUCCCGACUGUCAAUGUGGCUGCACUGCCCUCUGAGCGCGAAAGAUCGUACCUUGCGGCUGUGGGUGGUGUACCCAAGCAGUCCAGACAGCCACUUUCAGACCUAGCGACUUUUGAUUCGACUCCAUACGUUAGAAGACAACACAAUUCCAUCAACCGUAAACAAGCAUGGUUCACUGCAGGGCCGAAUCCCGUCACCGCCUGGUGGCACGAGUUUCUGCGCCCCGACGACAGAAAUAGCCGCCUCCGCACCCAUGGUAUUGACCGUAUCACUGGAUGUACUGUGGUCUUCAUCAUCUCCAGAAAGGGUAUCUGGACUGGUCAUAUCAAAGAAGACCCUGUUUUCGUUGAUCGUCAGCGGCUGCCCACGCCAGACAGAUUCAUUUUUGAGGCCUUUGUGUCACUCACGGGCUUACCAGUCGCAGGCAAUGAAGCCUUGAACCUUCGGGAUCUGGUCGGAGACGAAGUAAUACCAGGGCCCUUGCACCGCAUAUAUAGGCCACAGGUUAUUGUGUUAACGCCUUUUGCCCGGGGCAACGCAGCGCCCCUUAGAUAUCACGAACGAGCACACUUAUUAGCAGAGGAGUUUAGCUUCCUUGUUUAUCCAGACGGGCCUCCGAUGGACGAGGGACCCAUGAUUUCAGGAUAUGAAGUUGAAACUCGCAAUUCACGCAAAGGGGCACAGCGGGUGUUAUUUGAGCUUGCUGUCCGGGACCGAGAAAUGUGGCGUGUCGUUGAAUUCCAAGACCAACGACUGUGGAUCGGCCGUUGGCGGCUGUGGAUGCACGAUAAGCACGUAAUGGAGCCUUUCUUCUGGGAUGAGCAGGAUUGGCAUACGGCUAAGCGCUCACGACGAGAUCAACAUCCGAUUGGAGAUCAAACCGUGACCCGGGAAGACACGGCCAUGACCACGGUUGAGCUUAUAGAACGAUCCGGCGUUAGCAACCAAGUCUGCUUUGGCGGCCAGUUGGGCGACCCAUCCCACGGUCCUCCAGAUGAUGAAUAUGUCGUCGACCUUGCCCGCAAAUGCGAAGAGGAAAUCACCGCGAUUCUGCGUCCUGGACCGUGGGAGGAUUCCGGCGACUAA
Messenger RNA from Aspergillus mulundensis, 1227 nucleotides. RefSeq lists its product as uncharacterized. Lineage: Eukaryota; Fungi; Ascomycota; Eurotiomycetes; Eurotiales; Aspergillaceae. The transcript is spliced from 2 exons. Bases 1 to 1227 code for a protein of 408 amino acids. The record is from RefSeq and is a predicted model, not a curated record.